This is a messenger RNA of Diorhabda carinulata, 1710 nucleotides long. RefSeq lists its product as uncharacterized. Lineage: Eukaryota; Metazoa; Arthropoda; Insecta; Coleoptera; Chrysomelidae. Gene Ontology annotation, molecular function: heme transmembrane transporter activity; heme binding. The record is from RefSeq and is a predicted model, not a curated record. Gene Ontology annotation, biological process: transmembrane transport; heme export. Gene Ontology annotation, cellular component: membrane.
ACUAUUCUAAUGUAUAAUUUGUGUCUAUAAUGUAAGCGGUUUUUUUUAAAACAACCUGAUGAUUAGAUAAGACACUUAUAUCUGACAAAACUUGAUAGAAAUCCACUUUUUGUUUAUGAAAUGAUUAUUUAUCGUGACCAUGAAACUUGCUGUUUCGCAAUCGGAGUUGUUUACAAUAUUUUUUAUUGUAAUUUAAGUGUUGUGUACAAAAUAUGCGAUCCCUCAACACGUUUUUAUAUACCUUUGUAGUGAAUUAUUAACCGAUUUUCUCGUUUUAAUAUUUGACCUAACGUCAAUUCUACAAUGGAUCAAAGUACAGAAACAACAGGAAGUAUUAAAGUUUUUAAAUACCGAUGGAUACAAAUGAUAAUAUUCUGUUUAUUCUCAGUAAUAAACAUGAUUCAAUUCAUGCAAUUUACUAUAAUUGCUGACGUGAUAAGAAUGUAUUUCAAUGUAGACAAUUUCUUAGUAGAUAUAACAGGAUUGAUAUUUUUUAUAAUAAAUAUUUUAUUAUUUUUACCUAUCAGCUUUCUCAUAGAAAAAUAUAAUUUGAAAGUAACAGCUGUAGUAAGUACGGGAUUAAUAGUAGGAUUAAUAAUAAAAGUAUUUGCUGCGGAUCCUUCUAGAAUAUACGUGGUGUUAAUUGGACAAGCGUUUUGUGCGAUUGGACAAGUUUAUAUGUUGAAUAUUCCUUCAAAGUUUGCGUCGACAUGGUUUGGUCCAAACGAAGUGUCAACAGCGUGUGCCAUAGCAGUAUUAGGAACACAGUUGGGGGCUGCGAUUGGUGCUUUCAUUCCAUCUUUUGUAGUUGAAAAAGGUGAAAAUAUAGAAGACAUAGGUAGGGGAAUAUACCAGAUGACGUUGUAUAAUGCAAUUACUGGAGCUAUUAUAUUUUUAAUAGUAGUUCUGUUUUUCCGAAGUAAACCGAAAUUGCCACCUAGUAUAUCUCAGCUACAACUUCUGACGCAGCUGGAAGAAAAUAAAUCGAGAUUCUGGAAGGAUUGUAAAUUAUUAAUGAAAAAUAGAGAUUAUAUAAUAAUAUUAGUUGUUUUUGGAAUUGUGAAUGGACUAUGGAAUGCGUUCGCCAUUGUUAUUAAUACAUUCUAUAUACAUUAUUUUCCUGAUGGGGAAACUGAUAUAGGAAUAAUUUCAUUAGUUACAAUUAUUAUUGGUGGUUGUAUAGGAAGUGUGGUUUUUGGUUUUAUAUUGGACAAAACUCAUCAGUUUAAAAAAACAACUUUAGCCGUUCUCGCAUGUGGAACAAUUACUUAUAUUUUUUAUGUGAUUUCAAUGGUAUUACAAUUAAGGAUAGCGACGUUUAUCACUAUACCACUAUUUGGGUUCUUCAUUGCAAGUACCCUAGCAAUUGCUUUUGAAUAUACGAUAGAAGUAACUUACCCAAUACCAGAAUCAGUUAGUUGUUCCAUUUUGAACGCAUUUAUUUUCUUAUGUGCUAUUAUUGCGACUUUCAUAAUAGAAGCGGUCUUAGAUGCAGUUGGCUUCUUAUAUACCCAGGUAAUUAUAUUUAUCAUCUUCGGAAUAUGUACCAUUGGAGUGUUAUUUAUAUCGAACAAUUUGAAGAGAAGAAAUGCAAAUUUAACAGAGCAACAAGAAGCUAACAUUGCAAUAAGUUGAGGAGAAGGUCAAACUCGAUUUGCCUUAAGAGACUGUGUUAUUGAUCAAAAUGUUUUAAUAAAACUUUUGUUGAAA